This is a messenger RNA of Sphaeramia orbicularis (orbiculate cardinalfish), 17642 nucleotides long. RefSeq names its product bassoon presynaptic cytomatrix protein a (gene bsna). Lineage: Eukaryota; Metazoa; Chordata; Actinopteri; Kurtiformes; Apogonidae. The record is from RefSeq and is a predicted model, not a curated record. Gene Ontology annotation, molecular function: structural constituent of presynaptic active zone; metal ion binding. Gene Ontology annotation, biological process: presynaptic active zone assembly; protein localization to synapse. Gene Ontology annotation, cellular component: cytoskeleton of presynaptic active zone; GABA-ergic synapse; glutamatergic synapse.
AUGGGCGGAAUGGGUGGAGGAGGAAUGGGGGGAAUGGGCGGAGGAAUGGGUGGAAUGGGUGGAGGAGGAGGAAUGGGUGGAAUGGGUGGAGGAGGAGGCAUGGGGGGAAUGGGUGGUGGAAUGGGGGGAAUGGGCGGAGGAAUGGGGGGAAUGAGCGGAGGAGGAAUAGGAGCAGGAAUGGGAAUGAGUGGAGGUAUAGGAUCCAGAGCUGGCGAACCCUACCGCCUGGCCACCCACGACAGUCCCUCCUCCCCCCGACACAUGCAGUCAGGACAGAGCCCGGGCUCCGGUCAUGGAAUGGGUCACAGUCCAGCGGGGUCCGGCAUGGGCGUCCACGGCCAAAGUCCCGGUCAACACGCGUCUCGUCGAAACCUUCAAGUCGACUUCAGCGGAUCGGGCGGCUCCAGAACAGGCCGGUCCCCGUCAGUGUCUCCGGACCGCAGCGUGACCCCCACCUCGCCGUACUCGUUACCGCAGAUCGCACCGAUGCCGAGCAGCAAACUGUGCCCCGUGUGCACCACCACGGAGCUGUCCAACCCACCGGCCGUUCCCAACUACAACACCUGCACCCAGUGUAAGGCCACCGUCUGUAACCAGUGUGGAUUCAACCCCAACCCACACCUCACCGAGGUCCAGGAGUGGUUAUGUCUGAACUGUCAGAUGCAGAGGGCUCUUGGCAUUGAUAUGACCACGCCUCGUUCUAAGAGCCAACAGCAGAUUCAUUCGCCGUCGCACCAAGCCAAGCCCAUUGUCCAGCCUCAGCAGCCCCCUCCUCAGCCAACACAGCCGGCAGCAGCAGCACAGGCAAAACCGCUGGCCCAGAGUCAGCAGCCCCCCCAGAGGCAACAGCAGCAGCAGCAGCCCUACGCCCAGACCCACCCACAGGCCCACCACCAGGCCCACCCCCAGACCCACCACCAAGCCCACAGUCAGGCCCACCCCCAGACCCAGCCUCAGUACCCCCAGUCCCAGCCCUACUCCCAGCAGUACCCCCAGACCCAGCCCCAUCAGCAGUACCCUCCGGCCCAGCAGGGACUCCAGGCUCAGCAGAGACACCAAGGUCCUGGCGGCCCCCAAACCCAGAUCGGGCCCUCUCAGCAGGGAAUGAGGUCCGACCCUUACUCCCAGAGAGGUCCUGGAGCUCAAGCAGGUCCUACAGCAGGUUCCACCCAGCCCGGGGGUCCACGGAUCCCCCACCCCGGCGCCGUGCCUCUUCCUGGCUUGACCAAGGCGCCGUCCCAGCCCGAUUUGGGUCGUGGUUCUCCGAUGCACCAGCCCAUGGGACGGCAGCAUGACCAGACUAGAAGCGCCGGUUCGUCCCCCGCCCACCGGCCCCAGAGCCAGCCCCCUCCGGCCCAGGACGGCCUCACCAAACUGUUUGGCUUCGGGGCGUCGCUGCUCAAUCAGGCCAGUACCCUGAUCAACGUGGACCCCCUGCCCACGGCCUCGACCCAGCCGAGUCCUGCACGAGGGAAGGUGGUCUUCAGCAAUGCAGGUCCGGAGAACAGGCAGCAGCAGCAGCAGCAAGGGGCCCCUGGCACCAAACCGUUCGGGAUGGGGGGCCCUCACGCUCCGACUCAAAUGGGUGGUCCUCAUGCGCCAAGCCAAAUGGGAGGCCCCUACCCACCGAGCCAAAUGGGGGGCCCUCAUGCACCGACCCAGAUGGGGGGUCCCCAAAGCGGUGGCCCUCAUGCACCGCAACAGAAACAGCAGACAACUCCCCACCAACAGGGGGCGCCGCAGCAGUCGCCUGUGCAUCAUCAAAAAGGGCCACAACAACAACCGCAAACUCCUGCACACGUGCAGAAAGGGCCUCAGAAGCAGGAGCCCGUGGCCCCCCCGGUGGCCCCUCCGGAGCCUGAGAAACCCAAAGUGAACUGUCCUCUGUGUAAAACGGAGCUGAACAUCGGCAGCUCUGAACCGCCAAACUACAACACCUGUACACAGUGUCACAGCCAAGUGUGUAACCUGUGUGGCUUCAACCCCACGCCCCACCUGGUGGAGAAGAAGGAGUGGUUAUGUCUCAACUGUCAGACCCAGCGGCUGAUGUCCGGCGGCGGCCUGGACGAGCCUCCACUUCCUGUCCCCCACCCGUCUCCCAAACACCAGCCCAUGGGCUCACCCCGUCACCAGGCGCCAACCGGGUCCGGCCCACAGUCCAGCCCCGUGCACAAGGCCGCCGCCCAGCAGGGGCCCAAACCCCCCCAGACCCAGAAAGCCACGACCCCAGGGUCAGGAACCGGCACCGGAACGCCCACCCCCACCGCCGCCAAACAGCCGACGGACGUCAAGACGCCGGUGCCGGAGACGCAGAAACAACCGAAAGAAGAAAAAGCCAAGACGGAACCGGAGACCCAGACCACCAAAGAGACCAAGACGUCGCAGAAGAAAGGAGAACAGAUCACACCCAUCAAGGAGAUCAAGAAGUCCAGGCACUAUGAUGACACAAAGAACAACAGCACUCAAGAUUUGUCACGAAGCCCUCAGAGCCUCAGCGACACCGGAUACUCGUCCGACGGCAUCUCCAGCUCCCACAGCGAAAUCACAGGUCUGAUCCAAGAAGAGGAGAUGAAGCUGAGCGAGAGGGGCAUCAGCGGCCGGGGUUCGCCGCCCAGCCCCUCGGAAAUCACCAAACUGGAAAGCUCUAUGAGGCCGUUGCUGGAGAAGAGCCUCUCUGAAGAGAAGCCGGACAGAAGGGGCAGAAAACACCGAGACAGGGACUUGGACGACAGGGGGAAGCAACGUCCACGCUCCCUGUCGAUCCCACCGGACGCAUACGACUCCGACGAGGAACUGGAGGACAUCCUGGAGGAGGAAGAGGAUGGAGGAGACUGGGAGAGCAAGAGGAAGGAAGGAAAAGAGGAGAAGAAGGAGAAGAAAAAGAAAGAGAAAGAAGUCGAGCCCACAGAGAUGACCGACGAAGAAUUCAUGAGGAGGCAGAUAAUGGAGAUGAGCGCUGACGAAGACAACGAGGAAGAAGAGGAGGAGGAGAUGGAGGAAGACGACGAGGAAGACGAAGGAUACGGCUACCAGAAACCUAAGAAAAGCCACCAUAAGCACAUCAUCUCGGACUCAGGGAAAGAAAAGAGGCGGCUUCAGCAUCACUCCAGCAGUUUUGAGGAGGAAACGAAGAGCUCCACAGAUGUUUACAAGGGCUCCGUGGAAGAGGGUGAGGAAGAUGUGAUGGCAUCGCAAGGAGGCCUGAGGCGCUUCAAAACCAUUGAACUCAACAACACCAACAGCUACAGCCGAGACAUGGAGUUGAGCAACGAAAAUGACUUGAGUCUGGACCGGGAACCAGAACUGGAGAUGGAGAGUCUGACCGGAUCUCCCGAAGAACGUUCCAGAGGUGACUACUCCUCCACUCUGCCUCCCACUUCUUCCUCAUACGGCUCAGGCCAAUCUCCAACCUCCAUCUCCUCCAUGGAAGAGGACAGCGACAGCAGCCCCAGCCGGAGGCAACGUCUGGAAGAGGCCAAGCAGCAAAGGAAAGCCCGGCAUCGCUCCCAUGGCCCACUCCUUCCCACCAUCGAAGAUUCAUCUGAAGAGGAUGAGCUCCGAGAGGAAGAGGAGCUUCUGAGGGAGCAGGAGAAGAUGAGGGAGGUGGAACAGCAGAGGAUCAGGAGCACAGCUCGAAAAACCAAGAGGGAUAAAGAGGAGCUGAGGGCCCAGAGGCGUCGAGAGAGGUCCAAGACACCACCAAGCAACCUUUCGCCUAUUGAGGAUGCUUCCCCAACAGAGGAGCUCAGGCAAGCGGCAGAAAUGGAGGAACUCCAUCGAUCAUCUGCCUCUGAAUACUCGCCUCAGAGUCUGGACUCAGAGGCUGAAGGAUAUGAGUCUAAACUCUACAAGUCUGGCAGCGAGUACAACCUGCCUACCUUCAUGUCCCUGUACUCCCCAAUAGAGAAAUCAUCAACUACAACAACCACAACAGCGCCGUCGUCAACUUCCAAACCACUGAAGAGCGCAGAAGAGGUGUAUGAGGAGAUGAUGAGGAAGGCUGAGAUGCUUCAGAAACAACAGAAGCAACAGCAACAGCAGCAGCAACAUAUACGACACGGCCAGUACUACGAGGAAGACGUUAACGGACAAGGCUAUGACGACGAUUAUGACUAUGACCAAGACCAAACAGGUUAUGACAACGAGGCUGCAGAGACAGAAACGGACAUUUAUGAGGAGAUCCGUCAGACUUCUCAGAACAUCACCAAAAUGCAGCAGGCAACUGACGAGCAAGUAGAGAUUGAGAUUGAAAGCUCAUACCCGGACAAGCAGCUCCUGGACACCGGAUCAGCCUUUGCUAAGCUACUCGAGCAAAGCAAUGCUCUUCUGACUCCAGGAACCAGUCCGACUCAGAUCUCAGCACCGGUCUCCUUCGCUGAGACAGGAGGGCGGAUCCCUGACGUUCGAGUAACGCAACAUUUCUCUGCAAAGGACGGACAUAAAGACAGGAUAAAGAGCCAAGCAGGAAAGAAUGGGAUCACUCCAACUGUAGCUGCCACCACCAUCGCAGCUUAUGGCGUCUACGCCAGAGAUGCAGUCACCAUUUCCCAGACAAGCUCAAGCCACACUAUGACAUCUACACAGUCUUCGAUAUAUGGCCGACAGAGGGAUGGUACUCCCACAUCCUCUGCUACAGUUUCAAGUGUCUGCAGCAAAAUUGCAGAGAUUACCCAAGCUUACAGCCAAAGGGAGGUGAUCACCAGAAGGAUUGGGGAAACAAGAGGAGUCCAAGUGCGAGACAGUUCAACAUCUUCUGCGGAAAGAAUCAUUGAGCCACGUUCUCCAAAGUAUACAACUUACUACAGGAGCACCAGUCCUCCUCUUUCUCCAUCACCGCCACCGCAGAGUCCCACCCGUUCACCCUCUAGACGGGCCACAGCUGAGUUUUCUACACAAACGUUCAGUUCAGCUUUGCGCAUGGACUCCACUUCAGCUGGUUCUGGGCCAACAUCUCCGGUGAUGGCUCAGGGAACUCAAACAUCACAUCGAUCGAUAUCUCCUCGGCUCUAUCGCCAACAGUCUUCCCAAGAAACACCAUACUCCCCACCUGCAAGCCCGGCUAGGCCAAUGACUGUAAACACUGCUACGUCUCCUCUGUCUUCACCGACCCGAUUCAGUCGGCAAUCGACAUUUGAAACAUACUCUCCCUGUGGCAGCCCACCAGACACGCCACCAUAUCAGCAAUCUCCAACACGCAGCUUCUACCGAACACAACGAGUGGAGAAAGUCAAUGUUGGAACAAGUAUGAUCACCACAGCCAGCACUUAUACAAGGGGCUCAAUGUCAAUGGACAACAUCUCCCUUUGCCGCAUAUCCACGGUCCCAGGCACCUCGAGGGUGGAGCAGGGCCAGAUGAUACAAGGUGGAAGUGUUGUGGACCUCAGAACAGUUACUAAACCUGCUCCGAUUAUCAUAACUGACCAGGGGAUGGAUCUCACCUCUUUGGCCACUGAAAGCAGGAAAUAUCAUGGUGGACCAGAGGGGAGCAGACAUUCAACAAUUGUACAACCACUGAUUAUGAAUCUGAAUGCCCAGGAGACCACCACACCGACCACUGUGAGUGUCACUGUGGCAGCCUCCAUGUUCAUGACCCAGCCCAAACAACCAACCGUCUACGGAGAUCCACUUCAAAACCGUGUGGAUCUCGGUCAGGGCAUGGGCUCAGCUGUGUGUCUUUCUCAGAACAAACCACCUCCGACUGAUCCUACAAUCCCUAAAAUUGAUGCCAAACUGGAGGAUCUCAGUAUCCAGCAGAGAGAACUCCAAAAACAACAAGAGAAGUUGCAGAAGCAACAAGAGUUGCUAGAGCAACAGUUGCAGCAGCACCACCACAUGCAACAGCAGCAGCAACAGGUAACUGCUUUGGGAAGGUACAACCUCACCGGCCAGAUCUCCCCUUUGCAAAAGGACUUGAUUGUGAGCCAGACCAGCACAGCUUCAGCGGUGGUCAGCGCUGUGUCACCUGUUAUUAACCCAGACCUGUAUGGAACUGGUCCUGUUGAGCUGAAAGGGAAAACUAGUCCUCCUGGUUUGAUGCCUGGGGGUAAAUCGCCACACAGCAUGGUAGUCCAGAUGGACUCAGGACCAGAGCAGGCCAGAACUGUGACCCAGUUAGUGAAGGUAGAAGAAGGGCAGGAUGCCAUGGAUCUGACUGGAGGCCAGAUCAAACCUGACAACCAACCAGCUUGUUGUGAUGUUGUUUACCGACUUCCAUUUGGUGGAAGCUGUGUCGGUACAUCGGAGCAAGAAGGCAUAAGACCUCCUUCUGCUCCACCUCUUACAUACGAGUCAGACACAGAAAGACAUCCUGGAAGGUACCAUGAGUAUCCAAUGGAUGGACGUAAGGCCUACACGCUGCCAUACCCUGGCAGGCUUCAGCCUUCGAUGUCCGAUACAAACCUGGCUGAAGCCGGGCUACAAUCCUACCACUCCAAGUUGGAACCACAUCUUCAGCCGACAGGAGACCUUGUAGAUCUAACUGGAAUGAAACAAGGCUAUGGAGGAUAUAUGUAUGGCUCUUACACAGAUUUACGGCAUGGAGGAGACAUUGCAGCUCAAACGUUGCCUAUAAGGAGAUAUAACUCCUUGUCUAACAUCAGUUCAGAUUAUGGAUACACUGCUCGAGACAUUGCUAACUUCCAGGAGGCUAAUCUGGCUCAAUAUAGUGCUACGACAGCCAGAGAGAUCAGCCGCAUGUGUGCAGCACUCAAUUCUAUGGAUCGCUAUGGAAGCAACCCAGACUUGAUGCAGUAUGGCAGCUUGGGUAGACCAGCAGCACCUGGGACCCCUAGAUUUGCAGCAGGUCUUGGAAUGAGAUCAAACCUUCUCUUUGGACUCGACGGAAAGCCAAUCUCCCACAACCAAGCUCUAACCAAUCUGAUCAAUGCGAGACAGGCCAGUCUUAGAGCAAUGUACCCUGCUGCUAUCAGGUCCUCUGAUGGCAUGAUCUACUCCACCAUCCAAACGCCAAUUGCCUCCACGCUUCCCAUCACCACUCAGCCUGCAUCUGUGCUCCGCCCACUGCUGAGAGGAGUCUACAGGCCCUACCCCUCCGCUAACAUGACACCUGUGCCCCUAUCGAGUCUCAGCCGACUGCCAAUGAGCCCCAGGAUGCCUCUGUCUGGACCAGCUCCAGUCCGUUAUCCGGCACCAGGACUUCUGCAGACAACAUCGGCCACUGCCACGACACCGGCUGCUGCAACAACAUCUGCACCAGUCAGUGCACCCGUGUCUGUCGCCAUGACAACUUCUAGCGCUGUAGUCCAAGAUGAACCAGUCUACCUUGGUAAAGGCGCCACAGUGACGUCCGCUGAGGUGACAACCGCUCCAGGAACAGUUGUGAUCCCAACAGAACCGCAGCAGCAGCCGAUAAACCUGUCGCAGGCUCACCUCAACAGCCAACAGCAACAAGUAACGAGCGCCCAGCAGCCGCCUCCAGCAGCCCACGCCUACCCACUUUCAGCUGCCGCCAGCACGCUCGGCUACACCCAGCCUCCAGUCGGCCCUUCUGCCCCUUCCAGCGGCGUUCCCAUUCCAGGUGGUCUUCCUCCGUUCCCUCCUCCGGGCGCCAUACACAAGGAGGGUGAAACUGAGGCAGAAAGGCUGCACCGGCAGCAGGAGCAGCUCCUCCAGAUGGAGAGGGAACGCGUAGAGCUGGAGAAACUCCGCCAGCUUCGGCUGCACGAGGAGCUGGAGCGAGAAAGGAUGGAGCUGAAGUUUCACAGGGAGAAGGAGCAGAUUCUGGUGCAGAGGGAGUUACAGGAGCUGCAGAACAUCAAGGAACAGAACAAGCAGUUGAAAAUCUUUCAAGUUAACUCUGUUAAACAGGUUUUACAGCAACAGCAGCAAGAACGAGAGAAACAACUUGUUCUGCAGAGAGAGCAGCUGGCCCAGCAGAAGUCUCAGCUUGACCAGAUCCAGUCUCUGCAGCAGCAGCUCCAGCAGCAGCUUGAGGAGCAGAAGAGGCAGAAAACCGCCGCAGCUGCCGCCGCCGCUCAGGGCGUUCAGCUGGACGUUAGCGGACAGCCUCUCCACCCGUACGUCGACUCUCACAUGGGUUCACGGUCUCUUCCCAACUCGUCGUCGGAGAUCUGCCUUCGGAGCCAGGACGAGCACAUGGAGACCAGGACUAACAUGAGGAAACACAGCUCCAUGACCAGGCUGAGCAGGGACAGUCUGGACGGGGACGGGGUGGUCUUCUACGGAUCCCCCCGCCGCAUCGUGGACAGCUGUGUGCAGACGGACGACGAGGACGGAGAGGAGAGGUACAUGAUGCGUCACCGCAGCAGGAGGCGGGGCCGCAGUGUCGACUGCUCAGUCCAGACCGAUGAUGACGAGGACAAGGCUGAGACGGAGCAGCCGGUCCGACGAAGACGCUCCAGAUUCUCCCGACACGCCGAGUCCAGCGGCGCCGUCAGCAGCAGCGCCACCGCUGCCACCGCAUCUACCGACACCAAAACCGACCCGUCCAAGAUGGUGUCGUCCAGCAUCGCCAUCCAGACCAUCAGGGAAAUGUCCUGCCAGACCGAGGUGGAGCACCUAGGACGAGUGUCCCCGGCGAUCCACGUCACGGUCCCGGACCCCAAUAAAGUGGAGAUCGUGCAUUACAUCUCCGGACCUGAGCGGACCCAGAAGGGACAGUCUCUGGCCUGUCAGACGGACCCGGAGGCCCAGUCUCAGGGCGUCGUGGCCCCCCAGCUCAGCGUGCCCACCACGGUCAGCCCGUACUCCUCCAGCGCCGGGACCCAGCAGUCCGGUUCUGCCGACCUCCUGACCCACCAGCGCCAGCAGCAGAUUGCCGCCAACGCCGCCAAGUUCGAACGCCGCCGCCCCGACCCGCUCGACAUCAACUACCAGCCUCACAACCACCUCCACAACGAGUCCAUCUCCAGCAUCAUCCGGCAGCAGCAGCAGCAGCCCAAGUCGCCCCAGGUCCUGUACUCGCCGGUGAGCCCGGUGUCCCCCCACCGCCUGCUGGAGACCUCCCUGUCCAGCGAGAGGCUCAACAAGGCCCACGUCACGCCUCAGCAGAAGUCGUACACCGCCGAGUCGCCGCAGAGACACCCGUCGGUGCCCAGACCCAUCAAGAGCACCCAGAGGUCCAUGUCAGACCCCAAACCCCUGAGCCCCACCACGGACGAGCACACCAAGGCCAGGCUGACCCUGUACCAACAACAAGCGCUCCAGAGCCAGUUGGCCGCCCUGCAGCAGAGCUCUCUGCUCCGUAAGGUCAAGCGGACCCUGCCCAGUCCUCCUCCGGAUGAGACCGUCACCUCAGCGCACCUGCCCAUGAUGACGCCCGCCCUCCAACAGGUCUACCUGCCCUCCGUGCCCAGCCUCAAGCCCAGCUCUAGAUCUGGACUGGCAGCCAAAGCCAGCCUCCUCAAAGACCUCACCCAUGAGCUGAAGGCCGUGGAGCAAGAGUCGACCAAGCUGAGAAAACAACAGGCUGAACUGGAGGAAGAAGAAAAAGAGAUUGACGCUAAACUCCGAUACCUUGAGCUGGGGAUCCACCAAAGGAAAGAGACUCUGGUGAAGGAGAGGGAGAGGAGGGAUAUCGCCUACCUCAGGUGUAUGGGGGACACUAGGGACUACAUGUCUGACAGUGAGUUGAAUAAUCUCCGUUUAGCAGCUGCAGCUGCGUCACAUGAAACCAAUGGGCUCCUAACAACCAGGCCCAGCACGGCCCCCCUCAGCCAGUUUACCAGUGACCUGAACACAGCGGCCCAGUACCCCCCCACCUCAUCCUUCCUGUCUUGUCAGUACCCCCAGAGCCAGCCAGUAGCACCGGCUCAACCGUCCAGUGUGCCGUACCAGUCUUCAACCUUCAACCAGCCUCCCUAUCCAACAGUGUCCCAGUCUCAGGCUCUGCCCCAGCCCACGCCCCUCCAGAGCCACGGCCUCCCUCCUGGACCCUCCUACCAGUCUCAAACCUCUUAUCCUUCCCAUACUUACCCCCAAACCCAGCCCCCAUACCCCCAGACAGACCUGGGGUUACCAGCUGCACCUCAGCCCCAGCCCCAGCCAGGGCACACCGGCUUCGCGCCUGCGCCACCUGGUCAGCCACCAUACCCCACCCACAGCUCACCCUAUCCCAGUGCUGUGUCCUCCUACCCCAGCCAGACCACCCCGUAUCCUGGGCAGCCCCAAGCUGACAUCCUGACAGUCCACCCGGGUAGACCCAGGCAGACUUCACUAGCCGAUUUAGAGCACAAGAUGCCCACCAACUACGAGACCAUCAGUAACCCCACAGUAGUCGUCACCACCACUGCUCAGGACGCCACCUACUCUAGUGCAGCAGCGUCGUACGGACAGUACACCGGAACAACAACCAUGGCCAGCUCAUACGGACCCUAUGGCUCAGCGCCGGUGUCUAGCAGCUAUGGCGGGUACUCUACUAUGCCAGCCAGCACUUACGGCCAGUACACUUCAACUUCAGCUAGUUCAUAUGGCCAGUACACCACCACCACAGCUAACACUUACGGCUACACCACCACUACAGCCAGCUCCUACGGACAGUACACGUCCACCGUCUCCUACGGGCAUUCUGUCGACAGUCCAUCCACCUACAGCACUGCGGACGCCAUGUACGGGGCUCCGGGCUUAGAGCAAAACAUCCCAAGGAACUACAUGAUGAUUGAUGACGUGAGCGAGCUGACGGCAAAAGACGGGCUGGGCACGACGACAGGGGACAUGAUGCAUCAUGGCGGCAGUGGGCGUUACCCGGGCGACAUCCAUGGCCACAGCGGCACGACGCGUGGGGGAACUGGCAGUUCCUCCUACGGCAGGGCACCAGAGGAGGAAGCAGCGAUGCAGGAAGAGCUGUACGACCACCACGGCAGGGGUAAGAGCAGCUACAGGCACGGACCUCUAGGGGGCAGCAGCAGCAGCGUGAGCGCUAGCAUGGGUGGGGGAUUCUCCUAUUACUAUGACUACGACUACAAACACGGCAGCUUCCGCUCCGGGGUACAGAAACCUUCGGUGUCUUCCAGAAGCCUCCUGGCUCCUGCAGUCAUGUCCUCCAAGCGCAGCAAGCACCGGAAGCUGGGGGCCAUGGAGCAGAAAAUCUCCAAGUUCUCCCCCAUCGAGGAGGCUCGGGACGUGGAGGCAGACCUGGCCGCCUACUCCACAGUGGCUGGGGGGACGUACCCCUCCUCCCAGAUCCGAGGGCGCCAGCUGAUCGAGGACUACGGCUUCAAGAGGAGCACUUACGAGGGCGGCACCGGUCACGGUGGUCGACACUACAUCGAGGAGGACGAUCGCAUUUACUACACCUCCACCGGCCGCUCCCGUUCCCAUGGUUACGGCAUGGACAAGAUCUCAUCCAGGGACUACUCUGGGUACCGCAGCCGAUCCUACGAACGGGAUGACCGCUCCUACCGAUCUGGCUACAGCCGGGGACGCCACCCGACCCGGCAGUACUCUGAAGAGGAGAGUCCACUCAGUCCCCUGGGGAGGUUUAUGGGUUCUGGGCGAUCCUCAAGCUUAGGUCCCGACCCGUACGACAGUCGCAGCAGUAGAUAUCAUUACUAUUACGGCCAGUAUGGUUCCAGCCACUCGCUGCCAGACGUACAAGACCAUAUACGGGACCUUCCUCGGACUCAUGUCUACAAAUCGGAUGAUACGUACAUUAUUGACGAUUAUCAUUGCGCUGUGUCAGACAGCGAAGCCUACCAUCUGGGCCAGGAAGAGACCGACUGGUUUGAGAAGCCGCGCUCCAGCUCUCGACAUUAUGGCAGCCACUCGUCCGGGAGGAGUCGACACGUCAAACACACCUACCACGAUUACGACGAACCCCCCGAGGAGGACCUGUGGCCGCAGGACGAGUACGGCCACGGGCGACACUCCUCGUCCCGUGACCACCGGCAUCACGGCAGCUCCAGCCGCCACUCGUCCUCGUCGCGUCACUCGGACGAGCCCAGGUCCUCGAGGUCGUCUAAAGGACACCCCAAAGACCCGUCCAUGCGCCACGACCCAUCUGGGAGGUCUUCCUCCUCGGGACGACGCGGCGAAUCUCGGUCCGGAGGAUACCACUCUUCAGAGUACUCCCGGGAUCCGUCCGGACACCACCAUGGCCAGCGGUCCUCCAGGCAGGGAGACCCCCACCGGUCCUCACGCAGCAAGUCCCAGCAGCAAGUGGACAUGCAGGGACAACCAGGCUCCUCCCGCUCCGGUGGCAGCUCUGCCAGGGGUCAGGGCCCGGCUGGUGGUCCUCCAGGAUCUGGACGUCAGGGCGGUCCGGGUUCCCAGACCGACGGGGGUCCGGGACAGAGGACGCAGCUCCAACAGCAGGCCCAGACGGCGGCGGCCCGACCCGGACAGCCCGGAGCCGCCACCGCCGCCACCGGACCCCAGCAGCAGCCCACCACCCAGGGCCAGGGCGUGGGCAUGGGCAUGGGGCCGGGCCAGGCCAAGCCGGGCCAGAUGGGACCAGCUGGUGGACCCAUGGGACAGGCGGGAAGGCAGACCGGACCGGCAGGAACAACACCGUCCCCCAUGGCGAAGAUCGACACUCCUCCGAUAACUGCCAUCGGAGCCAAGGCGGCGCCCGUCACGGCGACCAAAGCGGGCCAGCCCCCUCUCACCGGAAUAGGUUCUAAAGCAGCUCCCAGACCCGGAGGCAUCGGCAGCGCUGCCGCCGGUCAACCCGGAAUGGAAGGAGAAGGCAUGUUCUCCAAGAUCCUUCCAGGAGGAGCUGCCGAGCAGGCCGGAAAACUGGGAGAAGCUAUUUCCGGUUUUGGCAAGAAGUUCACCUCUUUCUUCUGAGGUGCGAAGAUUAAGGACUAUGUCAAUUUCUGCUGAUGAAGUCACAAGGCCUCGUACCAGAACAACCUGUAAAAUCGACCCUGUUUUUGUUCAAGUAAAAGAGAUUCAAGGAGAGGAGAGAGAAGAGGAGGGUGGGGAAGCAGCGAGGACGCCAGAGCACACUGCCAACGUGGACUGAAACCAGAGGACUCUUCACGUCUCAGGCCUGAGGACGACUGUCAGAGAGGACGACUGCUGCUCUCUGACAGGACAGACAAUCAUUCCAAGCCAUGUCCAUCGAUAGGAGGAAUGUCCAAUUCCAUUCUGCGUCUUCGACCAAAGAAAUCAGCACCACCCAACCCAACACCUCCAAGACCUGAGUCAGUUCCACACAGAGACGAAGGCAAAAAGAACCCAUCCUGUUCCCACCUCCAGCCACCAGAGGGAGCUGUCCUGACACCGCCGGAGAUCUGCACAGCUGUUGAAGACGAGCAGGACCGACGGAGGCUGUUUUCGACCAUCCACGUUGGAUUUAACUGGAGAAAAUGUUCUAACUACGUACGCUGAUGACGCCACCAUUUAUAUUGAAGUUGAUUUUUUGCUGCUAUGGAAACAGCAGCUUUACCGCAGGCAUGUCGGCGUCUGAGGAUCCUCAGUUCCACCGUCCUGUGCUCAGACUAGGGAUAAUACCCACAAACCACCUCUCUCUCCUCUUUUUUUAUGUCUUCUCAAAAGAAAAACAAACAGGAUACAGGUUUUUCUGGUACUAAAGACUCGGACACCCAUCCAGAUGAUGGAAAUGUCACAUUGAAUGAAUAAGACGAUGAUAACGACGUCAAACCACAAACACGUGGAGUGUGUUUGUGUCUUUCCACGGUUUCUAUCUACAUUCCAGUUCAGACCUGAGGAAACCUUCGCCUCCCCGACCCCUGCUCCUCUUCCUCACUUCUCUGCAUUUGUUGAAUGCUGAUUCCUUUUGACUUCAUCCCUCGCCAUAAAGAAGCAUAUAGCGGAUGUAAAAAAAAAAAAAAAAUAGGUAGGAGUUUGGAAUGCAUGGAACUUUAUAUCCAAGACCUUACACUGUUCAUCGAAACGUAACAGAGGCCAUAAAGACACUGGAAAACACAGCUUAGACCACGUUCACAAUAACGGAUGCGUUUUCCCAGAGGAGAAACAGGAAGCAACACGGGAAUCUGGGAUUAAAAGGAGCUUUUACGGAAACAAAACGAGGCUCUGUUUGGAAUAAAGCCGUCGGGGUUGUUUUUCAGCCAUUUCAAAGCCAUUAAGACAACGUUUACCUGCAGUGCUUGUGGUGACGCGUUUCUCCACAACAUUUGGCUCUCGCAUAUUUUUCACGUCGUUGGUGGUUUUUCAUCUACUGUCUUUAUUUUUUUACUCUUAGUUUUCUUAGGUUUUUUUACGUUACAGGUCGCUGAUAUCGCCUUAAUCAUUUGUAAAAUGUUUUGAUUUGACGUUGAAGUGACGUAUUUUCUACAAAUUCAUAUUUUCAUCUCACUUUUUUUUUAUGUAAAACUCUGAGCUGGAACACUGGCCACAGUGAGAUUACUUUAUAUUUUUGAGGAUUUAUUUUUCAUUAGUUUUAUGUUUUGUAUGUUUUGUUACCUCCAUCGCGCCCCCCUGUCGAUUUUUUCUGACUUAAAAUCAAUAAUUAUAAAAGCAAUAGAGUAAGAAAACGAAAGUAAAGAGCACAAUCUUGUGUCAUGUGAAAAGUCGGUGGAAGAGAAAUGUGUUGCCUCCGUUUGUCGAACUCACCGCCGACGUACCGCUGAAGUGUGACUUACUACAACACGUUCGACCGCCGUACGAACACGUCAGAGAUUCAAUGCCGCUUGGGUACCGCCCAGAUCUUCCCCCCGGCUGACGCCGACGUGGAUAAUCAGCCGGCGAUGGCAGUGGAGCGCCGGACACUGCAGAGGGCAGCAGAGAGGCACUGAAAAGCAGACCAGUCCCACCUCGCCGCAGAACUGGACCCGGCGUCGUCACCUCCGGGGGUCCGGGUCUCGACGCAGGAGCUCCUCCCCCACUCGCCGCCGCGUUUCAGCAUGUGUCUUCACUUUGUCGAGAUGUGCACAAGCGCACGUGAAAGCACACGAAACGGUGUCGAAAAAGAGAGAAAAAAAACACACAACCACGUGACUGAGGAACCAAAAACCCCACCUGGUCGAUCACAGAGUCACUCGCCUUUUUUUUACGUUUCAUUUUCUAUCGUGGUGGCGUCCGGACCUGCGACCCGACCCCCCCCGAACCUCUCUAUCUUGCUCUCAAGACUGUCAGUUGUCAUGGAAACUUCUCAGGUCAGUGUUCUCCCUGCUGUUGCUCCUGCAGUGCAUUGUGGGAUCUGCGGUUCGGUACUCUAAACGUACUGUCGGGCCAAAAAAAAAAAAAAAAUAGCGAGGCCUUCAGCAAAACCAACCAACUUCUGCUGUAUAUUGUCUUUGUGUGAACGCUCGCUGGGAACCUUCGCAUGCUGCCCGGCGCAGAAAACCUCAAAGGGUCACCUCGAUAUUGUUCUGUUCCUGUUUGUACGUGUGUGUGUGUGUGGGGGUUGUGUAUGCGUGUAUUUAACGACAUUCAUCCGAUGUGGAAACAGAAAAACACCGUUCAACCACAAACUCAUUUGGUGGCAGACGAGGCGACCUCUCAUCUCCAGUUGUUCUAUGCAAUGAAUCCGAAACGCGAGAAGGAAACGGGAAGUGAAACUCAAACGGGGGGAAAGAAUCCACCACCAUCGCUAAAUUCACAGGAGUUUUACUGCUUUGCUCUGACAUUUCCUCGUAGAUAGAAAUAAGAGUUUGUGCGUUAAACAUGGCCUGUAGAGGUGGAAACCCGCUGUGUUCAGGGUCCUCCGGCCUCUGCAGACACGGUGCGUUCAGGAAAGCCGGGAAACGACAGCUUCACGGGGAUUAAUAAGACGACGAGGGCGACUAAAUGGGAAACCAUUUGGAUUGAAUGAAUGUGUUCAUGAGAAGGACACCGAGGUUACGUCUGCCAUGUCAUCUGAUGUUAAAUUAUUUUCACAAAGUUGAUGAAUAUUCUCACUAAAUUUCCUAUUAUUUUGUAAAAAAGAAAAAAAAAAAUCAUAUUUUUACCCAAUUUUUUAAAGAAUUUACCAAAUUUCUUGUUCAUAUCAUUAUUUUGACCAAGUUUUUCAUUAUGCUGAGUAACCUAAGUGUCAGAAAUGGGCUUCCAUACACUUAUUGAAUCAUGAAGACAUGACUUAUCAUAGUAAGUAGUUUUUUUUUAUGAAAUGGUCUGUAAUAGAAUGGGAUUCCUGUUUGUUUUUUGUUUGUUUGUUUUUUUUAGGAAAAGUCUUCAUCAUAAUGAACAAAACAUUGGAUCUCUGCUCUGAAACUUUCAGACAUUGGAGGAAACCUCAGCAUCUUAUUCAAAGAAAAUAGAAGAAGAAGAGGCGUAAAAUCCCAGUUGUCCUGAACGCAUCGUGGCCACAUUGAAUCAGAGGUUAAAGAACCAAUUAAUGUAGAAAAAUGAGUCUAAAUAAGUGUAUAAACAUAGAAACAGAGUAUAUAGAAGAGUUUGUAUCUGCUCAGGGGUGAAGAAGAAGAAAAGAAGAAGCUCCUCUUUAUUUAUUUAUUUAUUCAUUAUUUAUUUAUGUAUUCAUUUAUUUAUUUAUUUGGCUCAUGCUUCACUCUGAUUGGCCGUCUGAAUGUGCACAGAGAAAUAUUUAAAGACGAAAGGUUAAAAUACAGAUAUUAGAGAUCCGAUUAUAAUAGAAUAGAAUAUAUUUACGUAGAUGAAACAGAUGAUUUAAACCAAACACUUUACUCAACGAGUCUCAGCGAGUGGAGACAGAAUUUAUUUUUUACCAGACAUCUAUGAGAUGAUUUAUCUAUUUGAGAAUUUAUUUUAUCAUAACGGAGAGAGAGGAGACGAAGCGGAAGAGAUUUAAGGUUCAAAAUCUAUCAGAUACAGAGAAAAGAAUUAUGUGUUUAUGAGAUUUUUAUCCGACGUGGAUUGGAACACGUCCACGAUAAUCAGAGGAACACGAACUGCACGAGGCUGAAAGGGACGGAAACGGCUGCUUUUGUGUCGGAGGUUAGAGGUUGAAAGUGUCUAAAGUCAGAGUUCGAGGUGUGUGUUUUUUUCCAGUGCAGCUGCAGGACGACGUCUGCUUAUCGUGGUUUUGUCUGAAUCCGGUCGAUUUGCUUCUAGUCUGAACAUCAGAGGAGAGAUCACACUGCCGCCAGAUCAGCCACGUCACCUGUCCGACGAUAAAGCUCCGACCUGACGAAAAAGUUCAGAGUCACCGACCUACGCCGACUUCCUCUAGUGUAUGUCGUAUGUUUUUGGAGGUUUGUAGAAAAAGAAAACGUUCAAUAAAAUGUUCCUCAAUCACUUUUGCCUCAGGAAAGCACACACUAAACGCAGCAGUGCAACGUUCAGAGACGGAAGCUGAGGAGGGAAGGUGCGUUUCAACACAGAUGGCCACGAAGACGCAAGUACCAACCUGUGUCAGAAUGUGUAAACAAAACGACUGUGUGUCUGUUCGCUUCUGUGUAAAUGCAGCCGCUGAAGGUGACUUAAAUAUGCAUAGCAGCAAGGGCUUUUAUACUCCAAUACUGGUCUGUGAAGAAAGCCAUCCUGUUACUGCCCUCUAGCCAGUCUGGGCUCUGUCUAUACUCUGCACGGGCUCCGUCUAUCACCUGGAGCCGCCACAGUCCAGACCCGCGGCGGCUCGAGGCCUCGUCGUCUGGGUUUUAGAAACGAAACGCAAAGCAGAAGUCACACGUGCAAUAAAGAACGGGAGGCCGAAAGACACGACUAAAAUAUCUGAGGCCGAGCAAUAAAACAGUUCAUUUAUGUUUAUUUAUGUGGUUUUAGUUGGUUUGUGUCUGUAGAGCUGUUACACAGAGAUAACU